Rosa rugosa (rugosa rose) is the source of this 1986-nucleotide messenger RNA. RefSeq lists its product as uncharacterized. NCBI's taxonomy places the organism in Eukaryota, Viridiplantae, Streptophyta, Magnoliopsida, Rosales, Rosaceae. The coding region runs from base 1 to 1644 and encodes 547 amino acids. The transcript has 3 exons. The record is from RefSeq and is a predicted model, not a curated record.
AUGGGCAAUAUCAAGUCAAUCCUUGUCCAAGAAAUAAGCUUCAGAGAAAGAAAACGUAUCUUAGUCAAAACAGGACAGUUUGGCCUAGAACCUUCUUUGGCCGGAUUUCUUGUGCAUUUUUGGAAGGUGCAAUUGGAAGUUGCAGUUGCAAGUCAAUCUCGAUCAGAAGAGAAAGAACAAGAAGGAAAAAAGCAAAUUCCAGAUUUUCAGGUGCAAUUAGAAGUUGGAUUUGCAAGUCAGUCUCGAUCAGAAAAGAAAAAACAAGAAGGAAAAAAGCUGAUUCCAGAUUUCCAGGUUUUAUUGUUCUAUGCUAAAGUGUUUAUCAUUCAAAGUUUAGUGUCUUGGCUUGCUUGUUUGAGUUUUUUCUUGCUAGUUUCAAUAAUGUUUCCUAGGAAACAACUCUCAGGUUCUCAAAAAAGAAAAAGAAAGAAAAAAGAAGAAGAAAUUAUUCAAUCUCAACGGGGAUCUUUAGAAAGAUAUUUUGUUAAAGAAACAAAUGAAUCUGUUGAAAAUCAUGUUGAGAAUUUAGUAAAUGAACCUGAACUACAAAUUCAUUCUGAUGAGUUUGUAGAAAAUCAGAAUGAGGUGAAUGAAGAACUUGGUGAAAUAGGUGAAAAUGAAAGUGACGAAAUAGAAAAUAAUGAAAAUCCUUGUCAUGAUGAAAUUAUUGCUAAUGAACUUGAAUGCUUGAAAUCAUCUGCUGAUUUGAAUAUUUUUUAUCCUAGAGUUUGGGAUAGUCUAGAUUCAAAAAUGAGAGACUUGCUUGUAGAAAAAGAACCUAUUACGGAAUAUGAUAUCAACUUUCCUAAGGAUGAAUUAAGUCGGCACUUUUCUUCUGAGUUUUAUGUUCGAAAAUUACCAAAUGGUGAAACUUUUGCUAGAAAAUGGUUGAUUUACUCAAAAGAGCUAGAUAAAGUUUUUUGUUUCUGUUGCAAAUUAUUUAAAACAGCUCGCUCGAGAAGUCAAUUAGCAAGUGAAGGGAUAAGAGAUUGGAAACAUCUUGGUACAACAUUAAAUUUACAUGAAAACAGUUCUGAACACCUCAUUAACUUGAGAACUUGGGUUGAGUUGCGAGUGAGAUUGAAUAAGAAUCAAACAAUUGAUAAAGAGUUACAAGAGUUAAUUAAGAAAGAUACUGAACAUUGGAAAGAGGUUAUGGUCAGAAUAGUUGCUGUUGUGAAAUGUCUUGCAAAGAAUAAUUUGGCCUUUCGUGGAACAAAUGAAAAAAUUUAUGAAGAUUCUAAUGGAAACUUUUUAGGCUUACUUGAAAUGAUUGCUGAGUUUGAUCCUAUAAUGAAACAACAUUUUCGGCUUAUUCAAGAUAAAGAAAUUCAUUAUCAUUAUCUUAGCCAUAAAAUUCAAAAUGAGUUGAUUAGUAUGUUGGCCUUAAAUGUCAAGAGUGCAAUCAUUAAAAAAAUCAAAGAGGCAAAAUAUUUUUCGGUAAUCCUUGAUUGCACUCUUGAUGCAAGUCACAAAGAACAGAUGACUUUAAUUAUAAGAUGCGUAGAUGUGUUGAGUUCUCCUAUAAAAAUAGAAGAGUUCUUUUUAGAAUUUCUAAAUGUGGAAGAUACAUCUGGUUUAGGGCUUUUUAAUGAAUUACAAGCAGCUUUGAAAUCUCUUGAUUUAGAUAUUGAUUGUGUGUGAGGACAAGGCUAUGAUAAUGGUUCUAAUAUGAAAGGAAAACACCAAGGUGUUCAAAAAAGAUUGCUUGAUAUAAAUCCUAGAGCCUUUUAUAUGCCGUGUGGUUGUCAUUCUCUUAAUUUAGUAUUGUGUGACAUGGCCAACUCUUGUCAUAAAGCAAAAUCUUUUUUUGGAAGAUGUCAAACAAUUUAUACGGUGUUCUCUAAUUCUACAAAGCGAUGGAGUGUUUUACUUGAAUAUAUAGAUGACUUGACUUUGAAAUCUUUGUCAACUACACGCUGGGAAAGUCAUAUUGAAAGUGUCAAAGCUAUAAAAACUCAAGCUGCCCAGAUAAAAGAAGCCUUA